AUGCGAUCCAUCUGGGUUGUGGUGUUUUUGUUGGGUCUGGUCUCCUACCAAGCGCAUGGUCGAUUCAUAGUCAAGGUAAGUUAUUUUCGACUAGCAAAGUACAAGACGUUUCAAGAAAAGUUCCACAAAGUAUUCGCAAAUAUCCUUGCAUUAUCCUAGAAGUAUAAAUUGUUUUUAAACUUCGGGCGUUUUUAAGACAUGCAAAAGAAUUUUUUCGCAUCGGCGGAGAGACCAUUCCCGGCGGUGACAUUUGACGUCUGGUUUGAAUUUUUUUGUUAUUUCAUCUUGCUACUGUAUGUACAUCUUUACUACGGAUGAAAGCUACAGCGACGUUACCAAAUGUGACAGACCUAGUUUUAAUUUUAGAACCAAUUAAAACUUCUUGGAUAGCGGCAAAAGGCACAAAAAUAUUUGCAAAUACUUUGCGGAAUAUUUUUUAAUACACCCUGUAUAAUGUUAAAGGGGAUUCUAUGAUAAACGAAUUCUUCAGCGUGAAACAAACCCAUCAACGACAGCAGAACCGGAGAAAUCUGAAGAAAAUAAAGAGGAGGCUGAUAAAUCUGAAGCUAAAGAAGGAAACGAAGGCGAGGAAGAAACGGAUUCAAAGGAAAAAUCUGAGACGGAAGUAGAAGCACAGAAAGUAUCCAAGGAGUCUGCUUCCAUCGAUGCGAAUUCUGUUGACGAAAAGGAUGAAGAAACCACUACAAUCAGAUUCCGUCAAAGCAAUCAUGUAGAUGACGACAAUGCCGAAGCUACAGAAUAA
Bursaphelenchus xylophilus (pine wood nematode) is the source of this 763-nucleotide messenger RNA. NCBI's taxonomy places the organism in Eukaryota, Metazoa, Nematoda, Chromadorea, Rhabditida, Aphelenchoididae. The record is from the annotation of a GenBank genome assembly.